Messenger RNA from Lycium ferocissimum, 2419 nucleotides. Its product is annotated as F-box/kelch-repeat protein At3g23880-like. Gene Ontology annotation, molecular function: protein binding. NCBI's taxonomy places the organism in Eukaryota, Viridiplantae, Streptophyta, Magnoliopsida, Solanales, Solanaceae. The record is from RefSeq and is a predicted model, not a curated record. The transcript is spliced from 2 exons. Bases 96 to 1376 code for a protein of 426 amino acids.
UAAUAGAAAAUAUUCUUGAAAAACUCAAACAGUCCACAGCUGACUAGUUCAUUUUGAGAAAAUUUCACUGUGUAAAGAAUACUGAGCUCACUCAAAUGGAAUCUGAGGUAGUUGAAGCCUCAUAUCAACAUUCAAAAUGUAGCAGACUUACAAACCAAGCUCAGUUUUCAUCAACUUCAGUUAAAGAUUCAAUCUUGACCAUUCCUAUUCUGCCACCAGAACUCAUCACUGAAAUACUCUUAAGGCUACCAGUGAAAUCCCUCUUGAAAUUCAGGGCUGUUUCAAAAUCUUGGCUUUCUUUAAUCUCUAGCCCUGAAUUUAUCAAGAACCAUCUUAGUGUAUCUGCUAAUAACAAGGAUUAUACCCACCAUAGGGUUAUAUGGAGUUUUAGACAAGGGUUCUUGAAUCUUAAAGAUUGUACUCUUAAUUCUUUUUUUUCUGAGUCUGUUACGGAGGUAUUUGACUUGAAUUAUCGCAUGACAUCCGAUGGAUUGUACGACCAAUUGCCUCAGUUUGAAACGAUUGUAGGCUCCGUCAAUGGAUUGAUUUGUCUUGCGGAUGAGAAAAAUAAUGUGUUUCUAUGGAAUCCAUCUAAUAGAAAGUACAAGAAAUUGCCUACUCCUAGACCUGCACUGCGGUUUGAAAUGUGGCGAAUGAAUGGUUUCGGAUAUGAUGAGCUUCAUGAUGACUAUAAGCUAGUGGGUACCUUUCGUAGGUGUGGCAGGUUCAAUCGAGGUAGGCUCAAAUUAUAUAGUCUAAAGAGCGAUUCUUGGAGAAGUGUUGAUCCUUGGGCAAAUGUUGCUGAUCGUAGAAGUCGGGAGCAAUUAGAUGUUUCAGGUAAGUUUGUGAAGGGGAAACUUUACUGGCCUACUGCUACUGUUGAUGGUCUGUAUGUUUUUUAUAAGGAGUGGAACAUCACUUCUUUUGAUUUGGCUAAUGAGAAAUGGGGAAAGGUGGAGCAUCCCUGCUACGAAGAGGGAGAUAUUGAUUUGUUGCUGGAAGUGUUAGGUAGUGAUCUUUCUGUCUUUUGUAAUAACCAUGGAAAACAUAUAUCUAUUUGGAUUAUGAAGGAGUAUGGGGUUAAAGAAUCUUGGACAAAGAUGUUUACCAUCAAUUAUCCUGAUCGUUAUGUGGGGGAUCGUCAUGUUUUUUUUCUGCCUUAUUUCAUGUCAAAUAAAGGUGAAAUUUUGGUCAUGUUUCUGUUUCAUACAACUUCCAUGAUAUACAAUCCGAAGGAUGAUUCUUUAAGAUAUUCAAAGGUUAUUGAGUUUAAUGGCGGUCCUAAGGCAGAAGUCUACGUUGAAAGUCUAGUUUGUCCUUUCUCUAGAGAAGGGGCUGCGGAUGCAACAAAAACACAAAAGGCUACAAAAGCUUAGAUCAAGUGGGUUGGAAGGAGAAAGCUAUUGAGGAAACACAUUAAGCUGUUCAGAUCACGAGAGUAGAUGGUGAUACCAAUGAACAGGGGAAUCUAGAGAAAUUUGGUUAAGCUGUUGUCUUCUAAUUACUAAAGUUCGAAUUCUUUUCAUCUUUGUUAUUUUAAACAAGAAGUGUCGCUGCUAUAAAGAAUUCUUUUAGCUUGUUUCUAAAUAGAGCAGCGAGUCAUAUAUGUAACUUGACCUUUUUUAGUACUCUUAGGUGCUAUGGUAAUGUAUCAUCAAGUGAGAGAUCAAUAGCCUUGUUUAAUGCUUUUCACGGGAAGUCUAUUUGUUUUGAUAUCAAAUAUUUAGUGUGAUUAUGUAAAGUCUGACCAAAGUCAAUGUAGCCAAGUAUAUGCUAACAAGGAAAAAUAGCUUAUCCUUGUUGGAAAGCUAUUUCAAGAAUUUGAACAUGGAUCUACUUACUGUUCUGGUUCUAUUUGUUGACUUGCAUCCUUUGUGAGGCACUAAUUUGAGCAAAAAGGGGAGAAAUGAGACGUAGCCUACAUAACUUUAAUUGUUUUAGUGGAAACUGUACGGGGGGAAAUGGUUAAAAAGCCAAAAGGUUUGUGUGUGGAAAUUCCGUGUUAGAUUUGGUGGAGCUAGGGAGGGUCAUGCCUUCUGUGAAGUGCUCCAGCUCUGAAUUAAAUAACCCAUUUCUAGGCGGGUCAAUAUGUUGCAUGUGGAUCAGCAUGGGUAUCUCUUGUAACUCUUUCUUAAAACUUAUUUCUUAAGGAAUUUAUCAUAUUAAGUAUACCAUUUAUGCAGCACUUUCAUGCAGUUUGACAUCAGGUUACUUCAGUACCUUGGAUUUGUUCAUUUUCACUGCUUAGGACAUGGACAGAAUCGUCGUUGACAUAUCUGAAAUGUAGGGAAAUAGAGCUUAGUCUUUUUCUUUUCUUAAACAAGGCCAGUAGAGCUCUUCAUGUGUUGCUUUCUAGAUCUACACUGCCUUUACUUGUCAUAUGUGAUGUCAAUGAGGUUUUUUGUUAACAGUUAUGUAU